This is a messenger RNA of Tyto alba (common barn owl), 6034 nucleotides long. RefSeq lists its product as uncharacterized. The record is from RefSeq and is a predicted model, not a curated record. NCBI's taxonomy places the organism in Eukaryota, Metazoa, Chordata, Aves, Strigiformes, Tytonidae. The coding region runs from base 1353 to 2501 and encodes 382 amino acids. The transcript has 3 exons.
UGGUGGCGGUGAGGGAUGGCCACCCUGCACCCCAGGGCAGCAGGAUGAGGCCCCCGGUGCUAUCGCAGGGAGCCGGGUCGUGUUUGGGCUAAAGCCACCGGCAGCUGUGGCCAGUGCCACCCCCCCUGCGCUGGGCCAGGGUCUCCACGGUGGGUCUGCAUGACCCCCCACGUGCACUGGGACACAGCGGAGGGGGGUGUGUGUGUUCCUUGAACGUUUUCCUUACAAAUUCCUGGUGGCAAAGCAAACGCACACUGAAGAGUGAUUCACUGGUGGGUGCGCAGAUGGGUGGUUCUGGGGUGCUGCUCUCACCAAACCACCCCAGGACCGGGGGCGGCCGACGGGGUCUCUGGUCACGGGCGAUGGGGGACUGGGGUCAGCUCCUUCCCGGCUGCCCCGGCGCAGGAUCGGGGCCGUUGUGGCUGCCGGGGUGUGGUGCUGCUGGGGGGCCCCCGGUGCAGCCCCCGCUGCUGGGGCAUGGCAGGAGCCGGGCUGACGUGGAAGCGGCACGCAGAGGCUGGAAACGUUUAUACGGCAGAGAAAUAAAAGGGCAUAAACAGCAUACGACUGAUGUCAGGCUCUAGUUCUGGCCACGAUUAAGUAAACUUUGGUGCGUUUUCUGCAUUCUCAGCCACCCAGUAUCGGUUUAACUUAUCUCUUACCACCCCGACCCAAACCCUCCCGGUGCCGCGGCGCUGCUCCGAGUCGGCCGGCGUCGGGAGGAGCUGCUGGGCCGACUUUGUGUGAGAAUGGAUGGAUCUGGCAAUUAAAGAGGGAACUCGAGCCAUUCCUCUCGUUCUGUUCCUCAUCCCUUUCAAACGCCGUGAAGUCCGGUCAUCAGGCGCAGCUCGUGGCACCCUGCAUCACCCGGCCUUGCGUUUACCAGGGGAAGGGGAAAAGGAAAGGGAAGGGGAGGAAGGGACUGCUGUAGUGCAGCUCUCUUUGGCGUGUAGUGACCGUGGCUCUCCUUGUCUGCCACGUUUACGGGAUUAAGCUGUUGCAGAUGCUGAUGCUUGAAGCCUGUUGAAGCCUUGUCACGGGACAGCAGCCCCUCUGAUAGUUUUCCAGGGCCUUUCUCGCUGUACGUCCUGCCGCUGGCUUACAGCCCAGACUAACAUUUGGCACUUUCUCCCCUCUCCUGCAGCCGGGCUCACGCCCCGUGGCUCAGCCCCUUCCUCCGGGCAUUGCCCCAGCUCGUCCCCCUGCCCUCACCUCUGCCCGCAGCUCUCCCCCCAGCCCGGCCGUGCUGGAGCUGCUCCACAGGCUCGGCCUCUCCUGCCAGAUCGGAUGGAAAUCCCUGGGCACGCCUUCAUAUUUUCCCCUUGAUCUCACCGUCCCUGUUAGCCAGGGUGAUGCUUUGCAUGGGACAGCAGCUCUGCUUGCCUCCUGGUCCGCAGCCCCUCAGCAUUGCCCCCUCUCCCCGUGCCCCCUCCUCGCCCGCUGCUGCCCAUCUCCCUGCGCCCCGUGUCCGGCAGCCCCCAGCCCCAUGCCUGCAGGCAAGGAUCUCGGGGUGCUCGGCAGCAGCUGGAGCACGGAGCUGGGGAGGGAUGGGGAGAGAUGGAUGGGGAGGGAUGGGGAAGGUUGGGGGGGACAGGGAGGAUGAGGGAGGACAGGGAGACAUGGCCUUGGGACCAGGGGGGCCAGCCAUGGGCUCACGGUGGUCCCACCACCCCCCGCCUCAGCAGACCCCCUGGGAGGCUCCCUGGGAAGAUGCCUUUUUCCCAUCUGUGUGUCCUGUUCCCCCUCCCUUCCCUCUCUCUGGUCUUCCUCCCUGGCUGGCUGCGAGGUCUCCCGUGUGGCGCGGGGGGCUCUCCCUGCGGGGCGCUGCCGUGGGCACGGGAAGGGGCAGCUGCCUCUUGACCACCUCCCAUCUCUUAACAGUUCCCGGAGCAGAGGCAGCAGAGUGCCGGGCGACGUUCCCCCUCGCCGUGCCCAGCCUGGAGCCAAGAGCUGCUGCAGAGACGGCGGGACGGCGUGCGGGCUGCUCGCAACGGCACCGCCUUGCCUCGGUCGAGCUCCUGGAACCCGGUUUUGGUCCCUGCACAGCACAGCUCUGGUUGGUCCCCCCGGGCCGUGCCUGGCAGCAGCGAGAGCCACGGCGGGCGCCGAGCAGCCCCUGCUCCGCAGGCAGACCUGUGAUCGCCCUCGAGUCGGCUCCACCACCGAGACCAGCGGCCCCUCGCCCGGGCAGGGGGGACGUGACUGGAGAAACGGGGAGGGAUGGGACGGCGCAAGGAGCCCGGUGUCCCGAAGGGAGGGCGAGGAGAGCCCAGCCUGCUGCGGGCUGCAGGGAUGACGUCCCCGAACACGGAGUCCUGGCAGGCUCCCGUGCUCACGUUUUCUUUCAAACACCGAAGUUUGGACUGUGGCGUUUCCUUGAAAAACUCCCCUACUGCACAGGGCUCUGGGAAAGGCAAAGACUGGGAGAGCAGAUGACAUCAUUAUCCUUUCUGCUUCUCCCUAAAGCUUUCAGAAGCCCUGAGGAAGAGGACUCAGAGUAAAGAUGGUCUCCUUCCUCCUUCCAGUUAAGUCCUCCACCAGCCCAGAUUUUAUCCUCAGUGGCGAGGAGCCAAGGAGCAGUACAGAGUCACUUGGGAAAAAAUUUUUAAGUGCUGUCGGAUACAGACCCCGGCCUGGAGCAGAAGCCCCUGGCGGCGGACGAGGCGGGAACGCAAACCCUGCCCAAAAUCCAGGUGACACUUGCUCCUUCCCCGUGCCCAGCGACAGAGGUUUGGCAACCAAGGGCAAAGCUGGCCACCGCGUGCCCCGGGGAGGGGGGGGGACCCGCACGGGCUGGCCCGUCCUGGUACGGGGAGGGGAUGCCUGGCAAGGGCCACCCUCCAGGCAGCAAAUCUAGCCGUGCCGGUGCGGUGAGUGGUGCUCCCAGCCCAACCCCAGCCUUGCUGCCGGCGGGGAGCUGGGAAAGGUCCCCAAAACAGCCGUGCGGCGGAUGCACGGGGUGCCUGGCCGAACAGCAUCCUUGGUCUCUCAGCAAAGGCUGCCCAGGAGCCACAGGUACCGCGGGGACGAGGGCAGGUCCUCUGAUGGGACGGGAGCGGGUACAGAACGGCAGCCAGGGAGAAAAGCCGGCGUUCCCUGUGGAAGGAGGAUGCCAGGGGAGUCCCACCGAGACCCCCGCGGGGGCCGGUGCUGCCAGCCGGUGCGGGAACGCUCUGGCACCGGGGCAGGGUGAGGCGAGAAUUAAUCUGCUCGCAGCGCUGGGUUAGCUGAUGCAGCUAAUUAGGCUCUGAGGAGCCGCAGCAGGAUGCCGCAGUGAUGUGUGGCACAGGAACGGGAUCUACCCCGCGUCAGUAAAUGGAAAGCGACAUCCAUUUCCCGUUUUGCCUGUGAAACGAUGAGUUCGGAGCUUACCACUGCCGCUCGGGAGUCAGAUCCCCCCAGGGGGUGAUAGCUGUUCGGGUGCAAGUGGAAGUUCAGUGCUCAGGGGUGGUCAAAAAAGCCAAUCAAGUGCUAGGGAAAGGAGCAAAGGCAAUAGUGGGGGACAAACCAGAACCGCCUUACAGUCCCUUUCUCAAACGGGAAGAAGUCCAGCGUGGCAGCAAGGGCCAUCGAAGGGCUGGAGCGAGCGCGUGGGGUGGGCGUCCUGGGUGGGGAAAGACGCCUGCGCCAGUCCCGUACUGGAUCCAUCCUGACCAGGAGCGGCUGCUGAGCGGGGCAGCAGCUGCCCUUUCAGUCUGUCUCAGAAUACGGCUCCGACAAAAACUGCAAGUCUGUUGAUUUCGAAGAAGUUUUAUGUUCUAGCAAAUGCUUAACAUCUUUCUAAAUUUCAUAUCCUUCCUUGCUUGCCAAGAUCUGACGGCUUCACCGUCAAAGAAACCGAAAAAAAAAAAAAAAAAUAUGUUACAAGUUUCUUCUGUCUGAAAAAUUUCCUCCUGAUUAAGUUUAGCGAGGGCUUUGCUCGGCGGCGGGAAAUGAACCUUUCUGCAGUAUCAGCUGCUGGCUCGGCUCCGGCUGUCCUCUGCUCGCGGGCGUGGGACGCAGCCGCCCAGCAGUCGGGCAGUCCUGCCCAAAGACGCACCCGCCUCACCUUUUGUGUUAAACUUUAUGGAUGAAAGCGUGCCGGGCACUCCGGUGAUGAUUUAUGCCGGGUUGCCAAGUGGCUCCAGCGUCCCUCUCCCCAGCUGAGUGCUCCCGUUAGGAGGCAGCUUUUCUCCUACGCCCGACGAGCCGAUGUUUGCGGCGAGCACCCAGUUCUCCUCUUCGGAGAGCGCAGUCCCGAGACACCUCUGACAGAAGUGUGGGGCUGAGCUGCCGGCUGUAAAAGAAACACCGGUGUCUUUAAUAGCAACUACGUCGUCUUCCCAACACGCAUGUAAUUAUUUUAAUCCACGGUACUGCUCCUAAUCAGAUUAUAGACAGUCUCGGCGAGCCUGUCUGUGCGUAAGCGGGUGAGUUUGAAGCCGUGCCCUGGGAGGUGGAUGCGGGAAUCCUUGCUGCAGCCUGGGAGCUCAACAUCUGGAGGCGACAGAGGAUAAGACCCCGGGGGUAUCCGUCAUCUUUAGAAGUUCCAGGCUUGCACGGGGCAGCUCUGGGCACCAGAAAUUCCUCUUCCAGAGCGCUGCCUUGUUUGCCUCCCCAGCCGGCAGAGCUGCUCUCGGUCUGCCCCUUCGGCGUGACUUUUUCUCCCGGGUGCUUUUCUCCUCUGCUGCCCCAGCUCCCCCCACCUGAGCCCCCCCCCAGACCGCCGUGGUUCCCGGGGAAGAGCAGCUACCCCUCCCGUGCUGUCCCCACCGGCGGCACAGCCGGUGUCACAGCCACUGCCCAAGCCUGGCACCGUGCCGGGCAGCUUUGGGAUGGAUCUCGGCGGGGCUGGAUCUGAUUCCCAGUGUGUCCCCAGCACGGCAUCCAGGGGGUGCUGAAGAUUUGUUUCCAUAUAUAACAAAAUAUCUUCAUAAAGUGAUCUGGAUGAUGGGACCAAGCAUAGCCCGAUGAAGUCUGCUGAUGAUGCCAGACUGAGCGGGGAAGCGGACGCCUGGGAAGGGAGAGCCACCCUGCAGGAAGACCUUGGCUAGGCUGAAGGAUUGGGCUAAGAAGAACCUUGGGAAUUUCAACAAGGACAGUGUAAGGUCUUGCACCUGGGAAAACAUCAUCCAGGAGCGCAGCCCUGGCUGGGGAGCAGCUCUGCAGAAAGGGAUUUACCUGGGGGUCCUGGGGGACAAGCAGCUCAACACGAGUGAGCAGUGGACUGCAGCGGCGAAAAAAGCCAACGGGGUGAUGGGCUGCAUCACCAGCAGGGAUAGAACAGUCUGCUCUGCACUUGUCAGGCCACGCCUGGAAUACUGUGUUCAGUUCUGGUCCCCGCUACACAAAAAAGCUGUGGCCGGGCUGGAGAGGGCCCAGAGAAGGGCCACGAAGAUGAUCAAGGGACGGGGCAGCCAUGUGAGGAAAGGCUGAGAGAACUGAGUUUGCUCAGCCUUGAGAAGAGAAGCCUUAGGGGAGACCUUAUCACCAUGUUCCAGUGUUUAAAGGGUGACUACAGAGGAGAUGGAGACUCCCUUUUUACAAGGAAUCACAUGGAAAAGAUGCGGGGUGAUGGGGACGACUUUCUCACUGGGAGAUUCCAAUCAGACACAGGAGGAAAAUUUUUUACAGUGAGAACAAUCAGCCACUGGAAUAAUCUCCUCAGGGAAGUGGUGGGUUCCCCAGCACUGGACACUCUUAAGGUUCAGCUGGACCAGGUGCCGGGCCAUCUCGUCUAGACUGAGCUUUUGCCAAGACAGGUUGGACCAGAUGAUCCUCGAGGUCCCCUCCAGGCCGGUAUUCCGUGAUUCGACGAGAAAGAGGAGUCAGAGCCAUUGCAGAGUUCUCUGACAAACUCCUCCACUGGGAAAGAUGCGUUUUGCCCAUAAACAACGUCGCAGAAAAUUCAGCCAAGGACAAUGGCAUCUGCCUAGGCUUUCAAGAAGCUAGCGGGCGCGCGGGACCAGAACUAAGGUUCUUUCUUGAACUCCAUUCCUUCCUCGCUGGCGUUUCACAGCUGUCUUUGAAAAGGCAAAACCAGAACAGCUUAAAA